Durusdinium trenchii is the source of this 2526-nucleotide messenger RNA. The record is from the annotation of a GenBank genome assembly. NCBI's taxonomy places the organism in Eukaryota, Dinophyceae, Suessiales, Symbiodiniaceae.
AUGAGCGGGACCGCUCUUGGCAUUCUGAUUGAGGCAACUCGUGCUGCAGCCAAUACUCUGCGAGUUCUUGCUGACACCCUCGAGGCAGCUGCAAAUCGGGUCUACAUCAUCCUCAAGGCAAAGUCCAUCGCUGCUCCGACUCGGGUGGCUUGUGCUGCUGAUUAUUUCAAGUUGGCCGGGGAUGGUGCUGGUCCAGCCGAGGCAUUUACAAUUCCUGUCAUUUCAAGGACAGGUGGCAUGAUGUUGGCUCUUCCAAAGGGCUUUGUUCCACCAGACCUGCUGGAGGCAGGUGGUUUCGCUGGAGAGGCAGAUUUUGUGGGACCCUCUCAUCUAUUGAAGGUUCCGGUUGUCUUGGAGGAGGAAGAUGGUUCCCAUGUCUCUCUAGACUUCGACAUCGAGGUGAUGCUAGUGGACUUUCAUGGAUCUGUGGCAGAAAAUCUCAGAGGUUUCGACCCUGUCACCGAAGGCCCGGGGAUUGCUGGUUUUUGCGAGGACCUACCCCGAGCCAAACUCCUUGCGGUGCAGUUCUACUCAGCCGACGAGGCUCAACAACUCUCAGGAGAGGGGGCUCCGUCUACUCCCGUGAUCCCCAAGCAGUCAAAGCAGAAGGCCACAACCCCUGCAAAGAGGGUGACCACGGCAGUGUUGGCAGAGCAGUUAGCAGGACUAGCAUCCAGUCUCCCUGCUUUAUCUACGCAGCUUGCCCAGAUGGAAAAGAGACAGGAGAAGGUCGAGUCACUUUUGGCUGCUCCUGCUCAGGCCCUUGUUGCAACCCAGGCCGUGCCACAGCCGUUCAGCUCCCAGGCACCCAAUGCCAGCCGGUUCUUGCGGCAUGUUGGCAGCCCUCCCAGACUGAAGACUCCUGCCCAAGGAGCGGUAGCUCAGGCCGAUGCUCAGCCAGUCGCCCUUCCCUCCCAUCCCGACUACCAGCCGAGGAUGGGCCAGGUCUCACAGGGUACAGAUGCCUACAGCAUGUCCGAGCUCCUCUUGCAACAGUCUCAAGCUUUGACAAUGCUGGUGUCUCAGAUUGCUUCAAACGAUGGACUGCACGACCUAGGAGGAGCAACAAGUUCUACUUCGCUAUCCCUUCGAGGAUCCACGAAGAGAGAGAAGCUGAUCUGCGAACUGGCAGGGAGAAAGGGGGAUUUUUUCCUCAAGAUCGCCCAGAAUGCAUUCCGCAGGAUGAAACCCUCAGAUCCAGUGCCUAUGAGCCUUGCAGACUUCCAAGGGAGAACUCUGUUCACGAAGUAUGUGGAGAAGAGCGGAGGUUUCCAGGGACAGAGGGACUUUGGCUUGGUCAUGUGGCUCCUGGCCCAUAUUGCGGCUGCGGACUACAAAGGAGCGCAAGAACUGUUAGCGUUGACCCUGGUCACAAUCGAGCAAGCAGCACAGGAUGGAGGAAAAUGGGAUGUGGCCUGGCUUCUGUCCCUUCAGGAGGACCCUCCUCCUGGAGUUUUCCAAGCUCGUCCGGAAAGCUUGGUCACCAAGAAGAUGAACCUGGGCAAGGGGGAAGAGGAGGCAUUCCAUAUCAUCGUGAUGGCCCUCAACUUCUGGCAUGCAGACUGCUCCUUUGUUCUGCUGGCUUCAAUGGCAAGGACGCCUACAAGAUCACAGGCAGAGGCUUUAGAGUAUCUCCGGGAUGUGGUCAGGGCUUCCGGUAGCUCUCGGGAAGAGUUUCUUGUACCUCAGGGUGGCCGUAGACUUCCCACCUUGGUGUCGCUCCUGGAUGAGCUGUCAGACUUUUUUGACAAAGAAUGUCAUGGAGGCGACCCUUAUUCUCGUACGUUUCAAGGAGCGCCUGGCUAUGACAAUGUGGUCGUAGACAGAGAUUUGAGCAAAACUGAGGAGUUGAGGCCCUACCGUGCUUUGCGGCUCAUCCUCUAUGGGAGUGCUCUUUGGGACCCAUCUCCAUAUCUAUCUGAUCGACUCUGGAUUGCCUACCAGGAGCCUGCCAGCCUUCUCUGGACACUGGAUGAAACCGAGGACUCACCAGACCUGGAGAAGGAAAGUUUGGAUCAUACAUGUGAGUUAGCGCUGAUGAAGGUGUCAGAGCAGCGAGCAGCUUCCAACGCUGUUUUUCCUUUGGUGCCUCUCACAGCUGUGGAAGGGACUGCAGCAUUCAAAGGUUCGACAACAGAUGAGGGUGAGGACCCGCUGGCCUUUCGAUGGGCCGAGAUGGCCGCUCAGCAGAUGGGCGCAGAUCUGGAUGCCUUCCGGCAACCUCUUCGAGAUCCCAUUGCAUCUUGUACUGUGCACAGCAUGCAGUCGGACAGGACCGGUGGCCGGUGUGCCAUUGCAGAGCGCGAUGUGCCGGCCUUGCCAGCCUUUGACCAGGAGGAGAGGCGAAGCUUGUCCAAGUCAAACAUCCUCAUUUUGGAGGAACUUCAGAGGAUUGUUCCACAGGCCAAGCUAGUGACGCGACUGGCUUCUUGCAGCUCAGAAUUUCGAAACUUUAUGCGCCAUGCUGAAACUGAAGUGCGGAAGCUUCAGCAACAGCUGUCGAGUUUGUGCCUUGGCUGCACUUGA